AUGAUUAAUAUAUUGAUUUUAUUUUCUUUAUUUGCCUUAACUUUUAUUUCAAAUACUAAAAAACUUCUUAUUUAGAAGGAUCUGUUAUAAACAAUUAUAAAUAAAAGAUGCUUUAUGGGAACACAACAAUAAUUUAAAUUUGUAGAAUCAUAAUUAAAAACUACUUUUUUCAUAAGUCAAUCUUUUAAUAAGGAUUGUAAUAAUUCAAUACUCUAAUUAUGGGAAUUAUCUGAAACAUUUUAGUACGGAAAUUGGUGUGGGAAAAACUAUGGAGGUUUUAAUAAUGAUUGUAGAAAAUUUUGCGAAAUAGAUUUAUUUACACCUAGUGAAGAUUGUGUGAAAUGUAAUUAACCUACUGAUUGGGUGGACGAAUAGUGUAUGUAUCAUGAUUUUUGUAUGACCAGAUUUGAAUCUAUGAGCAUUGGUUAUGGAAUGGCUUGCUCAGACUCUAUUAAUCUAGGCAAUCCUUUUCCAUCACCUUGUAAUUGUGCUUAAAAUUUAACAGAACAUUUGAAAUUAAAUUAUCUUUUUGAACAAUGUUAAUUAGAUGUAGAAUGUGAAAUGAAUGGAGAAAUUAUUUAGAAUUUUUUCAAUAGUGAAUUGCUAAAAUGUUCCUGUACUUACUUAUAAUGUAACAAUAAUACAAUUGACUCAAAUGGAAAUCCUAUUGUUAUAGAUGAACCAUUAGAGUGCUGGAAUGCAACGGCUUGUAUCAAGCCUGAAUAAUGUACAAGUUUAAAUGGAGAAUGA
Messenger RNA from Paramecium pentaurelia, 750 nucleotides. Lineage: Eukaryota; Ciliophora; Oligohymenophorea; Peniculida; Parameciidae. The record is from the annotation of a GenBank genome assembly.